Messenger RNA from Magnusiomyces paraingens, 597 nucleotides. RefSeq lists its product as uncharacterized. Gene Ontology annotation, molecular function: proton-transporting ATPase activity, rotational mechanism. The record is from RefSeq and is a predicted model, not a curated record. Bases 1 to 597 code for a protein of 198 amino acids. Gene Ontology annotation, cellular component: proton-transporting V-type ATPase, V0 domain. Gene Ontology annotation, biological process: proton transmembrane transport. Lineage: Eukaryota; Fungi; Ascomycota; Dipodascomycetes; Dipodascales; Dipodascaceae. The transcript has 3 exons.
AUGUCAUAUACUUCCGUCACUGCUUUAGCUACAACUGGUGCCCUCCUUGUCGGUGGCUACCUAUUAUUCACUGGUAAUGGUGAAACCUUCAACUUUGGAGAAUUCCUUUCCACAACCUCACCAUACGCAUGGUCCGUUAUUGGCAUUGCCCUGUGUAUCGGUUUAAGUGUCAUUGGUGCUGCCUGGGGUAUUUUCAUUACUGGUUCAAGUAUUAUCGGUGCUGGUGUUAAGGCACCCCGCAUCACCACCAAGAACUUGAUUAGUAUUAUUUUUUGCGAAGUUGUUGCCAUUUACGGUUUGAUUAUGGCCAUUGUCUUUUCUUCUAAGCUCACAGUUGUUUCUGGCCAGUUAAUUUUCACAAAGGAGAAUGUGUACACUGGUUUUUCGCUAUUCUGGGCCGGUAUUACUGUUGGUGCUGCCAACCUUAUUUGCGGUGUCUGCGUCGGUGUUACUGGUGCUACUGCUGCCAUUUCCGAUGCUGCCGAUUCAUCUCUCUUUGUCAAGAUUUUGGUUAUUGAGAUUUUCGGCUCCGUUUUGGGUCUGUUUGGCCUUAUUGUCGGCUUGCUCAUGGCUGGCAAGGCUCCCGACUUCCACUGA